CUGCGCCAAACAUUUUGCGGGCAAGUUCAGUGAGUACGGUAAGGAAAGCAACCUCUCUUCUCCAUGAUGGCCGAGAGUGUGAUAAGGAUUUUGUGAAUUUCCCUCACCAUAAUAUCUGAAUUUCUAUAUUAGAAUGACCAUGAUAUCCAAAGCUGCGGUCGGCAUUGCCGUUGGCAUCGCCGGAAUUUUCGUCGGCUACUGUUUUUACUUCGAUCAAAAACGCCGCAGCGAUCCCGAUUUCAAGAAGAAACUCCGCGAACGUAGAAGAGCUAAGAAACAAGCACAAAAAGUUUCUUCAAAGAUACCAGACUUAAGGGAUCAUGAAUUAGUACAGAAAUUCUUUUUGCAAGAGGUUCAACUUGGGGAAGAAAUGCUUGCUUGUGGCGAGAUAGAGGGUGGAAUUGAACACUUGGCUAAUGCAGUGGCGGUAUGCGGACAGCCAGCUCAACUACUAACAGUUCUUCAAAAGACUCUACCGCCGCCAAUUUUCCAGAUCCUGGUGCAGCGGCUACCUAUGGUCGGCCAGAAACUAGUAUCGCAAACUCAAAUGGCGGAGGAGGAUGUCGAGUAGACGAAUAGAAAGUUUCGUUGACAAUUCUUAAAUAAAAUCUGGAAUUAGUAAAAAGUCUACUCAUUUUUGCAAAAUAUAUAAAAGCAAACAUAGUUUACAUCUAGAAAAAAAAUCCUACAAUUAUACAAUUCAUUCUCCUUUAUUAAACUUCCAUUUUCCUUGGCAAAUACAUAUUACCAAUUAUAUGUAAUAAAUUUUUAUGAGAAUUAUACGUUUUAUUUUAAAUAAGCAGAGACACAUUUUCAUAUCCCAUUGUUCAAAUAUAUUUAAUCGAACAAUGAUCCUGACAAUUUCUAACAGAUGUAAAACUUACAAAAUGGUAUUUUGAUAUCAAAUUAAGAUUUAGUCCCCCAUAAACAAUGCCAGUGACAUCGUUCUUUAUAUACAAAUAUACGAAAAAUUCUAUUUAAUAUAAGGCUCUAAUUAUUUGUGUGGAAAGAAUUAAAACAAAAUUUUGUAUGUCAUUAAAACAUUUAUAGCUUCAAUGGAUGUUAAAUCCUUAAAAUGUGAUGUUAUAUCGCACAGUUUAUGCAUGCAACUGUUACUCAUUUAUAUUGAUUUUAAUUGACUACAUAUUUUGAAAAAAGAGGAAGAAAAAAUGCAAUUUAUCCUCGAUAUAUUAUGUAUUCAUAUAUCCUGUUUUCACCAAUAAGAUUUUUGAAAUACAGAGAUAUGUAUUAUU
Formica exsecta is the source of this 1253-nucleotide messenger RNA. It is a transcript of the gene Tom20, whose product is annotated as mitochondrial import receptor subunit TOM20 homolog. Gene Ontology annotation, biological process: protein import into mitochondrial matrix; protein targeting; tRNA import into mitochondrion. The record is from RefSeq and is a predicted model, not a curated record. Bases 134 to 571 code for a protein of 145 amino acids. Gene Ontology annotation, molecular function: transmembrane protein transporter activity. The transcript has 4 exons. Gene Ontology annotation, cellular component: mitochondrial outer membrane translocase complex; mitochondrial outer membrane. NCBI's taxonomy places the organism in Eukaryota, Metazoa, Arthropoda, Insecta, Hymenoptera, Formicidae.